Molecule: messenger RNA, 666 nt
Organism: Phytophthora sojae
Lineage: Eukaryota; Oomycota; Peronosporomycetes; Peronosporales; Peronosporaceae
Exons: 2
Coding region: 1-666 (221 amino acids)
Source: RefSeq, a predicted model, not a curated record
AUGGUGGCGACAGCGAACACAGGGACUUGGCACUGGCAGGAGCGCUUUGAGCCUGUGGACGUGGAGGGCGCGGCACGCCGCCAGAUACUCAACGUGAGCGCAACCGCGUCGCCAUUGGCUGCGGGCGUUGAAGCUGCUCACACGUCGCAGAUUCUGACAGUCCUCGGUGUCCUGCAGGUCCGCAGGUCGAUAGCGUAUGACCACUGGCUCAAGAAGAAGAGUCGAUCGAGCAGGGAGGACACGAACGUAUUUGAAUCAGAUCGCAACGAGGAUGGCAACGAGGAUAAGCAGGCGGAGAUCGAUGCCGCCUUUCAGGAUUGGCUCCAACGCAAGAGGAAGACAAGCAGAAAGAAGAAGAUUGUUGCAAACAACAAUGAGCAGCCGAAGCCGUCGCGCAAACCUCCUUCACUGCAUGUAAAUCCAAAGACGAAGAGCAAGACGCGCAAACCAGAGCAGAAUUCAAAUAUGCACCACAGUCAUUCCGAAGCUGAAAGACAGCAGGCCUACAAUGCCUGGUUAGCGCGAGUUCUUCUGGAAGAUCGGAUCAGACGAGCUCAGCGUCGUGAGGAGCUCGAUCGGCUCGAGCAGCAGCAACGCGAGAAGCACAAGUUCACCUGGCGAAAAAAUCUUGCAGUUUGCGCCUACUCAACUUUAGUCGAUAACUAA